AUGCAGCCUUGCCGGCCCCUUCACUCUGCUGGAACAGCCGCAGCAAAUAAACAGCGGCCAGCCACCCUCCCCACAAGGCGGCAGCAGCAGCAGCAGCAGCAGCAGCAGCAAUAUCCAGCAGCAGCAGCAGCAGCAGUAUCCAGCAGCAGCAGCAGCAGUAUCCAGCAGCAGCAUCACCAUCCAGCACCAGCAGCACCAGCCCAACAGCAGCAGCAGCAGCAGCAGCACAGCAGCAGCACAACACCCGCAGCAGCAGCAGCACAGCAGCAGCAGCAGCAGCAGCAGCAGCAGCAGCAGCACCUUGUUGUGGAGAAGGACGGAGCAGCCGGGUUCGAGGAGGUCUUUGUCGACAAAAGACAAAAUGUUGACAUAAUAUUCUGGACCGAUGGAAGAACUGACAAUGGCGUGUUGGUCGUCUAUGAGUUCUUCGAGUGUACCGACACUCAACGGAGAGCCCCGCAGCUCGUCCACACGCGACACUUCCUCCUGAGACGCAGGGUUUAG
Molecule: messenger RNA, 504 nt
Organism: Eimeria necatrix
Lineage: Eukaryota; Apicomplexa; Conoidasida; Eucoccidiorida; Eimeriidae
Exons: 1
Coding region: 1-504 (167 amino acids)
Source: RefSeq, a predicted model, not a curated record